Homalodisca vitripennis (glassy-winged sharpshooter) is the source of this 1609-nucleotide messenger RNA. Its product is annotated as ATP-sensitive inward rectifier potassium channel 12-like. Gene Ontology annotation, cellular component: plasma membrane. Gene Ontology annotation, molecular function: inward rectifier potassium channel activity. Gene Ontology annotation, biological process: potassium ion import across plasma membrane; regulation of monoatomic ion transmembrane transport. Lineage: Eukaryota; Metazoa; Arthropoda; Insecta; Hemiptera; Cicadellidae. The transcript is spliced from 9 exons. The record is from RefSeq and is a predicted model, not a curated record. Bases 54 to 1229 code for a protein of 391 amino acids.
ACAGUUAGCAACGAGUAUUGUCACUGAGUGCAGAGAAGCACAAGUAAGCGACCAUGGAGGAUCCGGACCGGCCUGGCACACCGCUACAUCGUAGCCAAUCCCAAAACUCUGUGGUGGUUUUGAGUGAGGCUGACCACCUCAUGCUGAAAGCUGGUGCGAUGAGGGCAGUCCAGCAUGCUGGAAGUUUCCGAAACCGGGUGGCCGUGACCCCAGCUGUGCUUCACAGAAGACUGAAACGACGGGCAAUCCUCAAGAAUGGAGACACCAAUGUCAUCCAAACUCAUGUCUCCAAGAAACAUCGUAAGUACCUCCAGGAUUUGUUUACUACGAUGGUGGAUGUCCAGUGGCGAUACUCUCUCUUUGUUUUCUCUAUGAGCUUCAUCCUUUCAUGGUUCAGCUUUGGAUGCGUUUGGUGGCUGAUCGCAAUAACACAUGGGGACCUGGAAUCAGAACUACCAGAAGGUUGGAUUCCCUGUGUUGUUAACAUCCAGGGCUUUUGGUCUUGCUUCUUGUUCAGUGUGGAGACCCAGAGUACAAUUGGUUUCGGUGGACGAGCCACCACAGAGGAGUGUCCAGAGGCUAUUACAGUCAUGUGCAUCCAGACCAUCUUUGGCAUGAUGAUGCAGGCAUUUAUGGUUGGCUUUGUGUUUGCUAAGAUGGCGAGACCAAAACAACGAACACAGACUCUUCUGUUCAGCCGGUAUGCAACAGUAAGUCUACGUGAUGGACAGUUGUGUCUCAUGUUCCGAGUGGGAGACAUGCGUGCCAAAUCUCACUUUAUUGGCACUAGUAUUCGAGCGCACCUAGUAAAGCAGCAUAAUACGCGGGAGGGAGAAUAUAUUGCCCCAUUCUUGACUAAACUUGAGGUCCAAGCGGACGAUUAUGACAAUGAUCUGAUCAUGAUCUGGCCAAUGGUGGUGGUACACAAGAUAGACGAAACCAGUCCUCUCUAUCGGAUGAGUGCAGCAGACCUGAUACACGAGCGGUUUGAAAUAAUUGUGGUGAUGGAGGGCACCACAGAAUCUACGGGUCAGACGUCUCAAGCCAGGACAUCAUAUCUUCCCUCAGAAGUGCUAUGGGGCCACAGGUUUCAGCCAUUGGUGUCAUACAGUAAAGAACGCCUUGCUUAUCAGAUAGACUACAGCUUGUUCCACCGAACGCAGCAAGUAGAAACACCGCUCUGCAGUGCCUACGAUCUUCAAAUGGCAGUGGACAAGACAAUUUUAUAGGAGAAAUAACUGCUGUUAUUUUUGCAAUUGAGUGAAAGAGAAAUAGUUUGUCUUGAAGGAAAAAGGUGCAACUUAAUGAUUCUUUUGGUGAAAACAAUGUCACCUUAAUAUGUUACGAGACCACCACUUAAAAAAAAAAAAUUGAAAUUACUAUAUUUUUAGUAUAACAAAUACAUAAUAAAUCACAAGGAAGAUCAAUUUAAAAAUAAAAUCUUUGCAUUAAAUAAGAUUGCUGUUAAAAUUAAAAUAAUUGUUUAGUUUGUUUUUAUUAAACUAUAUGUUUGUUUUAAUAUUAAUUUUAAUGCAAUGUAAUAUUAUGUAACGUAAUAUGAUGUAAUGAGUCUAAGGAUGUGGUUUUCAAUAAACUUUACACGAGUAAA